Postia placenta MAD-698-R-SB12 is the source of this 1777-nucleotide messenger RNA. RefSeq lists its product as hypothetical. The record is from RefSeq and is a predicted model, not a curated record. Bases 1 to 1332 code for a protein of 443 amino acids. The transcript is spliced from 6 exons. NCBI's taxonomy places the organism in Eukaryota, Fungi, Basidiomycota, Agaricomycetes, Polyporales, Adustoporiaceae. Gene Ontology annotation, molecular function: protein binding.
AUGUCGCCCAAUGUCGCUGCUGCUCCUCAAAAGUACAAGAGGGCCAAGUUCGCGCCCAAACUAUUCAAAGCCGCGGCGGAAGGACUGAACCAUGGCAAGGAGCGCGCCUCGACACAUGCAGAGGACUCACCCAAGCGGAAGGCAAAAGCAAAAGCUACGACCAAGAAAGAGGACACGCCGGAGGCACUACCAUCGACGUUCAAAAUCAUCGCUGGCUCAUACGAGAAGUUGCUCUACGGCCUUGAGGGCUCUUCUGCUGCUGCUGGCUCGAGUUACACCUUUUCCUUCAAGCCUGUCUUUAUAUUUCCCGCACACAUUUCUUCUGUACGCGCCGUUGCCGCAUCGCCACAAGGGGGAAAGUGGCUUGCAACCGGGAGUGGAGAUGAGAUCGUCAAGGUAUGGGAUUUGCGCAGGCGGAAAGAGAUUGGAGGUCUCAUGCACCACGAAGGCUCGAUUACACACCUCGAGUUCCCCUCUCGAUCCCAUCUUCUGUCGGCCUCCGAGGAUGGCACACUGUGUCUUUUCCAUGCCAGAGAUUGGGCCGUGUUGCGCUCAUUAAAAGGUCAUAAAGGCCGCGUGAAUUCUGUUGCCGUCCAUCCUUCGGGAAAGGUUGCACUUAGCGUAGGGAAGGACAGAACACUACGGAUGUGGGAUCUGAUGCGGGGCAAAGGCUCGGCGAGUACAAAACUUGGAAAGGAGGCUGAGGUGGUCCGUUGGUCCACCGAUGGGUCACUCUUCGUAGUGCUGACACAAUCUACCAUUGAUAUCUACAAUACUGACAUGUCUCUAUUGCACACAAUUACUCACCCAUCACGGCUACACAGCGUAAAGUUCUGCAAACGAGUCGUUGGUGAUGGAGAGGUCCUCCUCGUAGCAGCCGAAGACAAAAAAGUGUCCGUAUACGAUAUCCCGUUCGAUGUGAUGUCCACGCCUACGAUCGUCGCUGAAAUGGUCGGACAUGCCAAUCGAGUCAAAGCAGUGGAAACGCUUGCCAUCGCACUACCCCACUCCGCGUCCGACCGACAGUCAACCACAGUUGUCAGCACAAUAUCGUCGGACGGGAAAAUCCGUCUCUAUGACAUGGCAGCCCUCCCAUCGUCAUCGAAUGGGAAGGUAGUGCUGCAGCCUGUAGCAGAAUAUGACACAAAGGGAACCCGACUAACCUGCCUUGCCAUGGCCGACGGCGAGGUCGCGAAAAACGCGGUGAAUAGCAAGCGCAAACGCGAUGUAGACGAUGUCGAUGAGAGUAGUGGAGAUGAGGAUGGUGUGUGGGUCUCGCAACAAGAAGAGGGUAGCAAGGACGACGAAGACGAGGAUGAGGAGGACGAGUAGGUCGUGCGCCAUUGAUACAUCGAGAACGUGUACGGGUUCUACAUGAAGUCGAUGGCUCUCUUGCGUCCCCGUAGCGGACCUGCCUGCUUCUCAGCUGCGCCAUUGAGCGAACUCGGCGCCGUGUCUACAACUGGUAGAGGCUCAGCGACAGGUGGCGGGUUCACCGGUAAGCUCUUCGCAACCUCGGGCGGCGGCGCCUCAACCCACAUGCUGUCGUCCUCUUCCUCCACCUUUGACUCCUUCCGCUUCUUCUUCUUGUGCUCGCCAUCCUUGUCCCGCGUCUUCUCCUUCUCCUUGUGCGAUAUUGGUGCGCCGAGGUUUGGCCCGAAGCCGUCCUCUUCGACAUCGAACGACAGCGUGGCCUUACUGGCCUUCUUUUUCUUCUCCUUGUCCUUCUUUCCCGUGCCUUUGCCCUUGUCUUUGCGUGUUUCGCGGCCUGCACGCG